AUGUUGAACAGGGUGAGUUCAGCUGUCGUUCAGCGAUAUAUGGCGCAUAUACUAGAAGCUGCCCUCUCGCGAAAUUCGGCCAUUCAGGUGGCUGCUGUUGACGUUCUCACGUUCACCAUCAAACAAGGAUUGGCACAUCCUCUGCAGUCCUUCCCAGUCAUCGUUGCUCUGGAAACUUCUCCUAAUCCUGUGUUGUCGGGACGAGCGACGGCAUUGCACGGUCUGCUCCAUCAAAAGCACUCGUCUCUUCUGAAUACCCGGCAUAUCCAAAGCGCACGCGCCUCGUUCGACUACCAGCGCACAAUUGAUCCAGCCCACGUGCACGGCUACCGAGACGGGACUGCUUUGCUCGGUAGAUGGUAUGCACUUGUGCGGGAGAAACGACAGACACGACAGGAGUUCCUGAAGCUCUUGGCCAAAGUGUUCCACCCUGCGCGUGCUGACGAAGCGACGCAAGACGAAGUGGACUUUGUGCGCUAUAUGGCCGAGAACUUUGCGUCGUUCGAGUAUAAAACGCAAGAAGAGGUCAUCACGGUCAUCAAAGAUCUGACGGCCAUAUUGUCUGUCGAGGGCAUGCGUGUGCUCGAGAUUAUUUCGCCGUCCCACCUCAUUUCCCAGCUUCGCGGAGACAUCGCGAUGGAGGUCGACCAUGGAGCCCCCCAGAGCAGAACGCCGUUGAUGCGCGCGUCGGUCAUCAUCGGCAUCGUGAUGCUCCUCAAAGCGCAUCUCAAAGCCAUGUACUCCUUGUCCGAAGAAAAAUGUUCCAAAUUCGUCAUGAACAAGAAGAGCGCCCGUUGGCGACAGGCCCGCGACCCCAAGCACAGGAACGCCAUUUCUUGGGACCGUCUACCAUUCGCAACGGCCCCGAUCCUGACCUCAGACGACUGUGAAGCACAGAAGGAGAAGUUCCUUGCUGUUUGGAAUGAAGAUGGGGUGACCGCCGAACCGCAAGAUGAAUUCCAAUGA
This is a messenger RNA of Mycena indigotica, 966 nucleotides long. RefSeq names its product Sister chromatid cohesion protein. The record is from RefSeq and is a predicted model, not a curated record. Gene Ontology annotation, cellular component: Scc2-Scc4 cohesin loading complex. Gene Ontology annotation, biological process: establishment of mitotic sister chromatid cohesion; replication-born double-strand break repair via sister chromatid exchange; establishment of protein localization to chromatin. The coding region runs from base 1 to 966 and encodes 321 amino acids. The transcript is spliced from 4 exons. NCBI's taxonomy places the organism in Eukaryota, Fungi, Basidiomycota, Agaricomycetes, Agaricales, Mycenaceae. Gene Ontology annotation, molecular function: chromatin binding.